AUGGGUCUCACAUUCCAACUGAUACCAGCUUUGUUCUACCUGUUAACAUGUACCGGUGAUGUUGUCCAAGGACAGAGAAGGAUCUGCCAACCGUGUGUUAGAGAGAUCAUCCACACUGCAAACCUUCUUAUUGGGAAAAAGUUUCCCUGCUGUGAGAUGGAAGUGCCAGACAUCUUUGAGGAUACAGAGAAUUCCAGUACUCCGCAGUUGUUACCCAAGGAGUCAUCGUGCUCUCAGCUGGUCAUGACAACGAAUGACUUUGAAACAUUAUGCAGAGCUGUCACUGUGCUCCAACAGGUCUCCAACAGCUGCUCAGUCCCUAAGAUAAACAACAUGAAUAGGAACCUAAUGCAUUUAGUGAAUCAGACCACAUGUCCUGUGAAUCAAACCAAGAUUACUAAAUUGCAAGAUUUCCUGAGCAAACUAAAAGACAUCAAUCUGAAGAUUUUUCAAAAAGCACAGUUUUAG
Trichosurus vulpecula (common brushtail) is the source of this 468-nucleotide messenger RNA. RefSeq names its product interleukin 4 (gene IL4). The transcript has 5 exons. The record is from RefSeq and is a predicted model, not a curated record. Bases 1 to 468 code for a protein of 155 amino acids. Gene Ontology annotation, biological process: positive regulation of macroautophagy; positive regulation of interleukin-13 production; innate immune response in mucosa. NCBI's taxonomy places the organism in Eukaryota, Metazoa, Chordata, Mammalia, Diprotodontia, Phalangeridae. Gene Ontology annotation, cellular component: extracellular region. Gene Ontology annotation, molecular function: cytokine activity; growth factor activity; interleukin-4 receptor binding.